Messenger RNA from Salarias fasciatus (jewelled blenny), 3387 nucleotides. It is a transcript of the gene vac14, whose product is annotated as vac14 homolog (S. cerevisiae). Lineage: Eukaryota; Metazoa; Chordata; Actinopteri; Blenniiformes; Blenniidae. The coding region runs from base 185 to 2557 and encodes 790 amino acids. The record is from RefSeq and is a predicted model, not a curated record. Gene Ontology annotation, cellular component: PAS complex; endosome membrane. Gene Ontology annotation, biological process: phosphatidylinositol biosynthetic process. The transcript has a single exon.
ACCCGUGACGAAUUUCCGGCGGAUGCAGCCGGUCAGCUGCGCUGCAUUACGAGGCUUCCUGGUUCGCCGCAGAAAGCGGAGACUGUUAUCUUUUCUCCGUUAAAACGACGUAAAUGCAAGCCGCUUUUUGGCUGCUUCAGUACAGAGUUCUUCAGACGGGCUCCGGAGCCGCGCCGCCGCCGACAUGAACACGGAGAAAGACUUUUCCCCGCUGACGCCCAACAUCGUCCGGGCUCUGAAUGACAAGCUGUACGAGAAGAGGAAAGUCGCGGCGCUCGAGAUCGAGAAGCUGGUGCGUGAGUUUGUGGCUCAGAACAACUCCACUCAGAUCAGACAUGUGAUCCAGAUUUUGGCCUCGGAGUUCGCCCUGUCUCAGCACCCCCACAGCCGAAAGGGGGGCCUGAUCGGACUGGCAGCCUGUUCCAUCGCCCUGGGAAAGGACUCGGGUCUGUAUCUGAAGGAGCUGAUCGAGCCCGUGCUCACGUGUUUCAAUGACUCAGACAGCCGUUUGCGCUACUACGCCUGCGAGGCUCUCUAUAACAUAGUGAAAGUGGCCAGGGGGGCUGUGCUGCCCCACUUUAAUCUGCUUUUCGAUGGCCUCAGCAAGCUCGCAGCGGACCCAGACCCCAAUGUGAAGAGCGGAUCCGAGCUCCUGGACAGGCUGCUGAAAGACAUAGUCACAGAGAGCAACACGUUCGACCUCGUGGCGUUUGUUCCCCUUCUGAGAGAGAGGAUCUACUCCAAUAAUCAAUAUGCCAGACAGUUCAUAAUUUCCUGGAUCCAUGUCCUAGAGUCUGUGCCAGACAUCAACUUGUUGGACUAUCUCCCCGAGAUCCUGGAUGGACUCUUUCAGAUCCUGGGAGACAACAGCAAGGAGAUCCGCAGGACGUGUGAAGUCGUGCUGGGAGAGUUUCUGAAGGAGAUUAAGAAGACGCCGUCCAGUGUGAAAUUCGCAGAGAUGGCUAACAUCCUGGUCAUCCACUGCCAGGUGGCAGAUGAGACCAAACUCACAAAUGAUUUGAUCCAGCUGACAGCCAUGACAUGGAUGAGAGAGUUUAUUCAGCUUGCAGGUAGGGUGGUGCUCCCCUACUCUUCCGGCAUCCUGACUGCAGUGCUGCCUUGCCUUUCCUAUGACGACAGAAAGAAAAACACCAAAGAAGCGGCCAGCGCUUGUAAUCACAGCCUGAUGAAACUGGUGACUCCGGAGGACGAUGAAGAUGAAGAGGAAGAAAAGAGUGGAAGCACUGAGUCACCGUCUAGGGAAGAAGGACAGACUAAAGCAGAGGUAGACAGCAAUGAUAUGCUCAAUGCGUCACAGGAGUCUGUUGGUUUCAGUAAUAUCAGUUUCUUCACUCCCGCGAGUGCUGAUCGGCCUCAGGUAACUCUGGAUCUGGACGGCAUUGUUCAGGUGUUGGACCGCCACCUCCACGACUCCUCCACCGGCAUGAUGACCCGCAUCGCUGUGCUCAAAUGGCUUUACCACCUGUAUAUCAAGACGCCACGCAAGAUGUUUCGCCACACCGACAGCCUGUUUCCCAUGCUGCUGAAAACACUGUCUGAUGAAUCUGACGAGGUGAUUCUGAAAGAUCUGGAGGUGUUGGCAGAGAUCGCGUCAUCUCCCGCAGGACAAACCGACCAAGGCAGCUCAUGCGACAACAUGGAGAACAAACUGGAGCUCAAGGUGCCAGAAGGGACAAAGGCAGGACAGCAGCCCAGCACCGGCUCUAAAGCGGGGGACACUUCCCCCUCCACUCCCAGCAUGAAUUCAUACUUCUACAAGUUCAUGAUCAACCUGCUGAAGCGUUUCAGUAUUGAAAGGAAGCUUCUGGAGAACAGGGGCGCUUUCAUCAUCAGGCAGCUGUGUCUCUUGCUUCACGCCGAGAACAUUUUCCACUCCAUGGCAGACAUCCUGUUGAAGGAAGAGGAUCUCAAGUUUGCCUCCACCAUGGUUCAGACUCUGAACACCAUCCUCCUCACGUCUGCUGAGCUCUUCCAGCUGCGCAACCAGCUGAAAGACCUGCACACCCAGGAGAGCUGCGCUUUGUUCUGCUGCCUGUAUCGCUCCUGGUGCCACAACCCCGUGGCCACCGUGUCGCUCUGUUUCCUCACGCAGAAUUACAAGCACGCCUACGACCUCAUCCAGAAGUUCGGAAACCUUGAAGUGACUGUAGACUUUCUGAUAGAGGUGGACAAGCUGGUGCAGCUAAUCGAAAGCCCCAUUUUCACAUACCUGCGCUUGCAGCUCUUAGACGUGGAAAACAACCCGUACCUGAUCAAAGCCCUGUACGGUCUGCUCAUGCUGCUGCCUCAGAGCCAGGCCUUCCAGCUGCUGUCCAACCGCCUGAGCUGUGUGCCCAACCCCGACCUCAUGAGGACAGUGGACGAAUCAAAGUACAUGGACUCCAAGCAGCAGUCGGCCUCCAAACGAGCCUCUCACGCUCAGAUGGAUUACAGCGAGCUGCUUCAGCAUUUUGACCGCGUGCAGAGCAAACACCUGGAGGUGCGGCACCAGCGCUCGGGGCGCGCUUCAGAUCACGGCGACAGGAAGCUAAUGUGAACUUACUGUGUCAUGCUGACCCCUCGUCUUUUCAGAACAGUGAGAGGAAAGUGAAGGAAGAAGGUCCCGGAUAGGAACUAUUGGAUCCCUGUAUGUUAUGAGGUUCUUAAAGCCAAAAAGUAUUAAAUAAUUGAAUGCCAUGUAAACAUUGAAUCACCUGAUAUUGUCUUUGAUUAUUCCUCUUUAUGAUUGGAACAAUGAAAUGUAACACUAAGAGUUUGGCAUAUUUAAUAUAUGUGACAAUGUACUUAUAUGACAUGAAAGCCACCUCAUUCUGUGUAAAUUCGGACAAAGUAAAUAACAUCUGUCAAGCCAUGCUUUAACAUGACCACACACGUUCUGUAAUAUUGUGUCAGCAGAUUUUUUUUUUUUCCCCACAGCCGAUUGAAAUGUUCAGCGUUUUAAGUGAAUCUGAUUGCAUUUCACACUUAAAUGCCAUGCUUGUCAUUUUAUAUUCAUGUAAAUCACUGUGUUUCAAUGGUGUCUUCUGUUGAUGGGCGUUAUUACAGCAUGCCUUUAGAGAGGCCUUAAUUUUGUCAGAACUAAGAUUUAAAAUUGGUUAAGGUUAGGUUGUCCUCUGGUGUAAGUACUGGAUACAUUAAUCUUGCACAUCUUUAGUAAAACUAAUAAGUUUUGUUAAACAUCUCAAACAGUUUUUUUUUCUCAUACAUUAGCUCUAGUGAAGUUUUCUUUCUUUGCACAUUGUUGCUUUGUCCUGUGUGUGUGUGUGUGUGAUUUUUUUUUUUUCACUUUUUUUUAAUGUUUGUAUUAUGUUUUGCACUUUGGCCAUUCCAAUGUGAAAAUCAAUAAAGUGGACCAUGUGAUUAUGA